AUGUCUACUACACAGACAGAAUUUCGUGGAAAUUUCCCGCAAGUAAGGACGGUGGUACCAGAUACGAAUUUCUAUGAAAUCCCCAUCUCGCAGUCAACAAAGAGCGAAGGUAAUAAAGACACAACAGUAAGAAGAGGACUGAUUGCUCUGGCAAUAUUUUCAUUAAUGGUUGUUGGGCUUGUUGUUUUCGGUUUUGUGGUCAUCAUACAGCUUCAGAAUGAGAUAAAAACUAUGAAAGUCGAAAUGGCACAUCAAGGAAACCACCCAACCUUUGAAAUUUCACGCUUAAAUCAUUCCGUAGAACUUCUGCUGACGGCCAUACGAGGUUUCCCAAAGAACUGCACAACUGUAAACCGUCAAAUUGCAAAACGUCGAAACACAACCGGCGGAGUCUUUGAUAUUUAUCCUGAAUCGGAAGACAAGCCUGCCGAAGUUUACUGUGAUCUCGAAACGGAUGGAGGCGGAUGGAUUGUCUUUCAAAGACGAAUGGACGGAACGGAAGACUUCUACAGAGGAUGGAACGACUAUGUUAACGGCUUCGGAGAAAAAGAUAAAGAAAUGUGGUUAGGCUUGGAAACAAUUCAUCAACUGACUAAAACGGGAAGUUACGAACUAAGAGUCGAUUUGGGAGAUUUCAAUGGAAACAACGCUUAUGCCAAAUACGGGAUCUUCUCUAUCGCAUCUGCAAGCGAUAAAUAUCGGCUGACACUUGGAGAAUAUAAUGGGACUGCUGGAGAUCCAUUCACAUAUAAUAACAACUCACAGUUUACUACAAAAGAUUUUGAUAAUGAUCGUAAUGAUGUCGACAGUUGUGCGGUAGAUCGGAAAGGAGCUUGGUGGUACAAUUGGUGCUCAAAUACAAAUCUGAACGGCGUAUACUUCAAUUAUGGGAAAACGGAUCGCACCUCAAUCUACUGGCAUAACUGGAGGCAACUUCAAUCCUUAAAAUUCACAGAGAUGAAAUUUAGAUUGAAGACUUAA
Messenger RNA from Styela clava, 981 nucleotides. Its product is annotated as fibrinogen-like protein A. Lineage: Eukaryota; Metazoa; Chordata; Ascidiacea; Stolidobranchia; Styelidae. The record is from RefSeq and is a predicted model, not a curated record.